This is a messenger RNA of Gadus chalcogrammus (walleye pollock), 9681 nucleotides long. It is a transcript of the gene dmxl2, whose product is annotated as Dmx-like 2. The transcript has 55 exons. Gene Ontology annotation, biological process: vacuolar acidification. The record is from RefSeq and is a predicted model, not a curated record. Gene Ontology annotation, cellular component: RAVE complex. Gene Ontology annotation, molecular function: protein binding. Lineage: Eukaryota; Metazoa; Chordata; Actinopteri; Gadiformes; Gadidae. The coding region runs from base 313 to 9642 and encodes 3109 amino acids.
AAUACAGUGAGCGCGCAUGUCAGGUUCGCUGCAGAGAUCCUGCUCCUCGGCUCUACGGAAUAAUCCUCGCGGUGCUGUUGACAACGAGAGAUGACAAACAGCUGAAUGUUAGAUAUUCACAAAGAUAACGUGCUGAUACAUAAUAUACAAAUUGGGUCGAAGCAAAUCAUCCGCUUCCUGCUGGAAGACACCGCCGCCAGUUCGAGGACAACGUUAUUGAUGGGAUCCUCAGUGGUUUCUAGAUGGAGAAAACGAGAGGGUGGACUCGCUGUAAAUAAUUAAAUAUCCAUCUGUUGUAAAAAUAAAGGGAAAAUGCAUCUGCAUCAGGUGCUGACGGGAGCUGUGAACCCAGGAGACUGCUGCUACUCCGUGGGAAGCGUCAACGACAUCCCAUUCACGGCUUACGGCUCGGGCUGUGACAUUGUCAUCUUGGCCAGUGAUUUUGAGUGUGUGCAGAUAAUCCCGGGGGCCCAACAUGGAAACAUACAGGUGGGCUGUGUGGAGUGCUCCCACCAGCUUGGCCGGAUUGCCGCCUCUUACGGGAACACGGUCUGCAUCUUUGAACCUAUUGCUACCAACCCAAACAAACGCCACAAGCAACUAAACUAUCAGUGGCAAAAGACAGGACAGUUCCUCCUAGAUGCUAUCACCUACAACCUUGCGUGGGACCCUCAAGGGAACCGCAUCCUGGCAGCCGCGGAGCGUCUGCAGCUGUGGGCGCCGCCCCUGGCAGACGCCUUGAUCGAGGAGGAGGACGGACAGACCACCGACGAUAAGGUCCACCCUGUCCUCAAUGACUGGAAGUGUAUCUGGCAGUGCAAGACUGCUGCUUCCGUGCACAUCGCCAAGUGGUCCCCUGAUGGAGAGUACUUUGCAACCGUGGGCAAGGACGACUGCCUGCUCAAGGUGUGGUACGCCUCCACGGGCUGGCGCUCGGCAGUGGUGGCCCAGGACCCGCCCGACAAGAAGGGUCCGUCCGUUCACUUCUCCUUCGUCUACCUGGCCCACCCCCGCUCCGUCACCGGCAUGUCCUGGAGGAAGACCAGCAAGUAUAUGCCUAAGGGAUCGGUGUGCAACGUGUUGCUGUCUUCCUGUGAGGAUGGCGUGUGCCGGCUGUGGUCAGAGACCCUCCUGCCAGAGGACACUCUGCUGGGGGGGCAGAUCUCUGAAAACACGCACACCUUCAGCUCCACCCAGCCUGGCAACAAGGACAAGAUCCAGCAUGCACUGGAGUCAAUCCACCACCUGAAGCAUUUGCGUCGGGGGCGGCGGAGGUCCUCCGCUCUUGUGGCGCACACGGAGCUCCCCUCCCAGAUGGGCGCUCCGGACACGCACACACACCGACACAUCGCCCACCACGCCAACGCCUUGUGUCACUUCCACAUCUCGGCCAGUAUUAAUCCCAACACAGACCUUCCGGCGGUGCUGGCCGACGCGGCGGUCUUCAACCCGGACGACGGCAGCGGCAGCGGGGGCUUUGUGGUCCACUGGCUCAACAACAAAGACCUGAGCUUCACCUCCUCCACGGACCUCUUCAUGCUGCAGCUGCGCAAGCUCUCAGAGCAGCAGCUGGAGCAGACCACCGACGACCCGCUAGACGCGCCCGACGGCUCUCCCUUGAAGUUUGACUUUGACCUGGACGACAUGUCGGACAAGGCGUCCUCGGAGCAAGGCGAGGAGGGGGAGCUGGGCGAGCAGGGCAGCAACAAAGCCUCGUCCCCGGGCUCGGGCUCCAGCAUGCCCCUGCCCUCCAUGCUGCUGGAGAGGAAGAUGGAGACGCUGACCCUGGAGUGGAACCGGAGCCCCGACAUGCUGUUCACCAUCCACCCGUCGGACGGCUCCUUCCUGGUGUGGCACGUCAAGUACCUGGACGAGUUCAUCCAGGGCAUCUUCCGACAGGUUCAGGUGUCCUUCUCCUCACGUAUCCCGGUAGCCUUCCCUACAGGAGACGCCAACUCGCUAAGUAAGAACAUCCUGAUGUACUCCUGCACCCUUCCCGAGGGGGACUGCAUCAGCCUGGGAGACCCAGGGAGGAGGCCCCGGCACAUCUCCCACUCAGCCUCGGCUGCCCUGGACUCCCCCACCCUGGGCCCCUUCCUGGCCCCUGGUCCUGGGAUUGGCCCCGCCGUCAUGAUGGUCUCCAAACACGUUGAUGGAUCUCUAAACCAAUGGGGCGUGACCUUCGCUGAGCGCUCGGCCUUCUCCAACGUUCUGACCGUGUCGCACAAGUUCCGCUACUGCGGCCACCGCUUCCACCUGAACGACCAGGCGUGCCACACGGUGCUGCCGCUGCUGCUGACCUCCUCGCACCACAACGCCCUGCUCACCCCUCCCUCUGCCCCCAGCAGCCUGGAGGGGGAGCAGCCGCUAGCCCUGCCCCUGCCCAAGGGCCGCUCCAGGAAGCAGCUUCGCAACGCAGCCACGAGGACUUUCCACGACCCCAACGCCAUCUACAGCGAGCUCAUCCUCUGGAGGGUGGACCACAUCGGGCCCCUGUCCUGCACAGGAGGCGUCUCAGAGCUGGCGCGCAUCAACUCCCUGCACACCUCAGCCUUCAGCAACGUGGCCUGGCUGCCCACACUAGUGCCCAGCUCUGUGCUCGGAAGCUACUGUAACAGUGCCAGCGCCUGCUUUGUGGCAUCAGAUGGCAAAAACCUCCGUCUCUAUCAGGCUGUGGUGGAUGCCCGGAAACUACUGGAUGAGCUCUCAGACCCUGAAACAUCUAACCUUGUGGGGGAAGUGUUUAACAUCGUGAGUCAGCAGUCCACUGCCAGGCCCGGCUGUAUAAUAGAGCUGGACGUCAUCACCAACCAGUGUGGCUCCAACACCCAGCUGCUACACGUGUUCCAGGAGGACUUCAUCCUGGGUUACAAGCCACAGGAAGACCCGGCGGAGCACACGCCUGCCUUCCCCUGUGCUGAGGACUACCACCCUCCACCAUUUUCUGAGAAGUUCUUCCUGGUGGUGAUCGAGAAGGAUCUCAACAGAAACUCUGUCCUCCAGAUGUGGCACCUGCACCUCAAGUCUGUCCAGGCCUGCGUGGAUGAGCCCAGUCCAGACUACAGCUUCCAGAGCCAGCUGAUGGUCCCCCAACAGGCCAUGAAUCCAGACUCCUCCCCAGAGACCUCCCCCAUGACCGCCCUGCCCCGCUCGGCCUCAACGGCCAACCUGCUGACAGCCAGCAAGCUGAUCCUCAGCUCCAAGCUGGUCUACAGCAAGAGGCUGGACCUGCCUCACGGCGUGGAGGUGACUCGGGCCACGCCCUCUGCUGGCCACCUGAGCUCCUCCUCCAUCUACCCGGUGUGCCUGGCCCCCUACCUGAUCGUCACCACCUGCUCCGACUCCCGCGUGCGCUUCUGGCACUGCACGGUGGAGGGCUCCGAGGAGGCCGAGCAGGGCACGCGGGCCUACCGCUGGGCGCCAUGGGCCCUGCUCAACGACGAGGAGGACAGCAACAGCGCCGUGAGCGUGGCGGGACGUCCCGUGGCCGUGGCCUGCUCCUACACGGGCCGGCUGGCCGUGGCCUUCAAGCAGACGCGGCAGGUGCAGCCCAUGGGAUCUGGCGGUGACUUCUCCAUGCACGUGUCUAUCUACGAGUGUGAGUCGACCGGGGGGUCGGAAUGGGUGCUGGAGCAGACCAUCCACCUGGACGACUUCACCCGGCUGUCCUCAACCCUGGACCCCAGGGUCAGCGUGGACUCCAACCUCUUCAUCUACAGCCGGUCGGACCUGUACAUGAGCAGGGACCACAACUCGCCCAACAUCAAGCACUACGUCCACCUGGACUGGCUGUCCAAGGAGGACGGCUCCCACAUCCUGACGGUUGGGGUGGGCUCCAACAUCCUCAUGUACGGCCGCAUUUCGGGCAUGGUCAACGAGCAGGCGGCCAGCAAGGACGGCGUGGCGGUCAUCACCCUGCCCCUAGGGGGCAGCAUCAAGCAGGGCAUCCGCUCGCGCUGGAUCCUGCUCCGCACCGUGGACCUGGCGUCGUCGGUGGACGGCACGCCCUCCCUGCCCGUGUCGCUGUCCUGGGUGAGGGACGGCAUCCUGGUGGUGGGCAUGGACUGCGAGAUGCACGUGUACGCCCAGUGGCGCCAGGACCGCAAGCCCCGGGACGCGGGGGCCGGCGACGGCAGCCUGUCGUCCGCCGACAACAUCGCCGGCCUCGGCGCCACCGCCUCCUCCGCCGCCGGGCUGGAGGGCAGGUCCCGGUCCAAGAGCGUGUUCGAGAGCAGCACGGUGGUGGACGAGGCCCUGCGCGCCCCCGCCGGCCUGCAGGAGGGCGGCCUGUUCGAGGCGGCCCACUCGCUGUCCCCCACGCUGCCGCAGUACCACCCCACUCAGCUGCUGGAGCUCAUGGACCUGGGGAAGGUCCGCCGCGCCAAGGCCAUUCUUUCGCACCUGGUGAAGUGCAUUGCCGGGGAGGUUGCGGUGGUGCGGGACGUGGAGGCGGGGGAGGGCGGGGCCCGGAGGCACCUGUCCAGGACCAUCAGCGUCACGGGCAGCACGGCCAAGGACACCAUUGUGGCGGGGCGCGACGGGGGCAGGGACUACACGGAGAUCAACUCGGUGCCCCCGCUGCCCCUCUACUCCCUGCUGUCGGCCGACCUGGACACCUCCUACAAGGGAGGGGAGGAGGCGGGCAAGGCGCCAGAAGGGGAGGGGGCGCAGAAGAGCGGGGAGGACCAGUAUACAGACCUCUUUCAGGUGCAGGCAGUGACCACUGAUGACUUUGUGAGCUUUGCAACUGAGAAACCGGAGAAGAAGUCACGGGUCAUUAAUCUCUCUCAGUAUGGCCCUACAUACUUUGGGCCUGAACACGCACAGGUGUUAUCAAGCCACCUCAUGCACUCCAGUCUCCCUGGCCUCACCAGACUGGAGCAAAUGUUUCUGGUGGCGCUGGCCGAUACAGUGGCAACAACCAGCGCUGAGGUCACCAGCUCUGCUAACCAACAGUACACCGGGGGCGAGGCCCUGGACGAGUGCGGCCUGCGCUACCUGCUGGCCAUGCGUCUGCACACCUGCCUGCUGACCUCCCUGCCCCCGCUCUACCGCAUGCAGCUGCUCCACCAGGGCCUGUCCACGUGCCACUUUGCCUGGGCCUUCCACUCGGAGGCGGAGGAGGAGAUGCUGAACAUGAUCCCAGCCAUGCAGCGUGGAAACCCUCAGUGGUCGGAGCUCCGGGCCGUAGGCGUGGGGUGGUGGAUACGCAACAUCAACACGCUGCGCAAGAUGGUCGAAAAGGUGGGUAAAGCCGCCUUCCAGAGAAACAAUGACCCAUUGGAUGCUGCUCUGUUCUAUCUGGCCAUGAAGAAGAAAGCUGUCCUCUGGGGCUUGUUCAGGUCGCAGCACGACGAGAAGAUGACUAAGUUUUUCAAGAAUAACUUCACGGAGGACCGCUGGAGGAAGGCAGCCCUGAAGAACGCCUUCUCUCUGCUGGGCAAGCAGCGCUUUGAGCAGUCUGCUGCCUUCUUCCUCCUGGCUGGUUCCCUCAAAGACGCAAUAGAGGUGCUGCUGGAGAAGAUGGAUGACCUGCAGCUGGCCAUGAUCGUGGCCCGGCUGUACGAGGCCGACUUCGAGAGCUCCUCCACCUGCCAGGGCCUGCUCUACGAGAAGGUGCUGGGAUGCAACCGCGACGGCGGCGGCUACCACUGCUCCCGGCUGCACCCGGACCCCUUCCUGCGCAGCAUCGCCUUCUGGAUCAUGAAGGACUACACGCGGGCCCUUGACACGCUUCUAGAGCGCAUACCCAAAGAGGAGGAGGAGAAUCAAGACGUGAUGGUGAAGUCGUGCAACCCAGUGGUGUUCAGCUUCUACAACUACCUCAGGACACACCCGCUCAUCAUCCGCCGCCACUUCGCCUCCCCCGAGGGCGUGGCCGCAACCGUGGAGAAGAGCAGCGUGGACGAGAUCAACCUCAUCGAGCGCAAACUCUUCUUCACCACGGCCAACGCACACUUCAAGGUCGGGUGUCCUGUCCUUGCCCUGGAGGUUCUGUCCAAGAUUCCCAAGGUGACCAAGAAGUCUGGCUCCGCGCCCCUCAGCGACGGCUCCUCCGUGGCCAAUGUGAACUCCUCCAGCCAGCCUGUAGAGAACGGCACCCAGGCAGCGCUGAUGGACUGGGCCGCCCCAAGCGCCCCCGCCCCAGCCUGGGGAGCGGGGGACGGCGCAGGCGGCCUGGACUGGAGCCAACCUCUGGUCCAGAUCGAGGAUGACGGCCUGCAGCUGGACUGGGGCAAGGAAAAGGAUGAGGAUGAAGAUGAUGAUGAUGAUGACGAGGACGGAGGACUCACCAUGAAGAAGCCAGAGGCAGAGACCAAGGCGGAGCCUAUCUCUCAGACGCUGAAGGAGGAGUCCCAGGGGGAGUCCGAGGUGGACGUCAUCGCGGAGCAGCUGAAGUUCCGAGCCUGCCUGAAGAUCCUGAUGACGGAGCUGCGCACGCUGGCCACGGGCUACGAGGUGGACGGAGGCAAACUCCGCUUCCAGCUCUACAACUGGCUGGAGAAGGAGAUCGGCGCCAUGCACAAGAUCUGCAACUACAAGGUGGAGGGGAAGGAGGAGAGGCAGGAGCCAGAGCAAUGGGAGCGCAGCGCGUCCCUGGACCUCCCGGACGACGCCCCCGACGGCACGGAGGCGGGCGCCUAUGAGCGUCUACAGACGGAGCGGCGGCGGCUGCAGGCCAAGCAGCAUCACUCGGAGCGCCGCAAGGCCUGGCUGAGGAAGAACCAGGCCCUGCUCCGCGUCUUCCUCUCCUACUGCAGCCUGCACGGGGCCAAGGGCGGGGGCGUCACCUCCGUACGCAUGGAGCUCAUCUUCCUGCUGCAGGAGAGCCAGCAGGAGACAACGGUGAAACAGCUGCAGUCCCCGCUGCCUCUGCCCACCACGCUGCCCCUGCUUUCAGCCAGCAUCGCCCCCACCAAGACGGUCAUCGCUAACCCCGUGCUCCACCUCAGCAACCACAUCCACGACAUCCUCCACACCAUCACCCACAUGGACACCCCGCCACACCCCAGCGCCGGGGACGACCGGGUGAUUGCUCUGCACACGCUGGCAGCAUCUCUGUCUGCAUGCAUCUACCAAGCCCUCUGUGACAGCCACAGUUACAGCAGCCAGGCUGAGGCCAACCAGUUCACCGGCAUGGUGUACCAGGGCCUACUGCUCAGUGAGCGAAGGAGACUCCGUACAGAGAGCAUCGAGGAGCACCUCACCCCCAGCUCUCUUCCCGCACAGUGGCCAGGCGUGUCCUCCCUGAUCGCGCUGGUGGCGUCGGCCAGGGAGCAGGACCAGCCCCAGCUCAACGUGCUGCUGUGCGAGGCGGUGGUGGCCGUGUACCUGGCCCUGCUCAUCCACGGCCUGGGCACCCACAACGGCAACGAGCUCUUCCGCCUCGCCGCACACCCGCUCAACAACCGCAUGUGGGCCGCCGUCUUCGGGGGCGGGGCCAAAAUCCUCAUCAGGCCAAAGAGGCUUGAGGCGCCACCAGUGCCGGAAGAUUUUCAGGCGGCGGGGCCAGAGGAGCCUCAGGAGACAGGAGGGCCCGAGCAGAGUGGCCCCAGCCUAACCCCUGCUGUCGCCCUGCCCCCUAAGCGGCCCCCGCCCCCCAGACCAAGGGGGCCGGGGCCUAGCGCUGGGGAGGCAGCCUCCAAGGCCAGCUCGGUGCCGGUCCCGGCCCCCCAGGUGGAGGACGGGGACAGACAGAGGCGCAGGUUCAACAUGCGGAUGCUGGUGCCGGGACGUCCCGUCAAGGAGACGCCGGCCACCCCGCCCCCGGUGCCCGUGGAGAGGCCCACCUACAGGGAGAAGUUCAUCCCCCCCGAGCUCAGCAUGUGGGACUUCUUCGUGGCCAAGCCAUUCCUGCCUCUGGCGGACAGCGGCGCUUUGUACGACUCGGACGAGAGCGCGGCAGAGGACGACGAUGACGAUGAUGACGCCUUCCUCUCGGACACACAGAUGACGGAACACUCGGACCCCAACUCCUAUAGCUGGUCUCUGAUUCGUCUGGUCAUGGUCAAACUGUCGCUGCAUAACGUCAAGAACCUCCUCCCACUCACCGGCCUUGACUUCACAGAUCUGCCCGUGACAUCCCCUCUCUGCAACGCCAUGCUCAAGACGUUGGAGAACUGGGAGCAGCUGCUGCUGGAGAGGAUGAACAAGUUUGAGGGCCCCCCUCCAAACUACAUCAACACCUUCCCCACUGACCUCAGUGCUGCAGGGGGGCCCGCCAUUCUCCGACACAAGGCCAUGCUGGAGCCAGAUAACACUCCCUUCAAAACUAAGAAUACUUCGUCCUUCCCGGUCCGGCGCCUCUGGCACUUCCUGGUGAAACAGGAAGUCCUCCAGGAGACUUUGAUUCGUUAUAUCUUCACCAAGAAGAGGAGGCAGUGUGAGUGUGUAGAAAACCACUUGGACCAUCUAAGCAAAAAGUGCCUUGCAGGAGCUAGCAGUCCUCAUAAGGUGGAGGCUGAUCUGGGCUACCCAGGGGGCAAAGCUAAAAUCAUCCACAAGGAGUCCGAUAUCAUCAUGGCCUUUGCCAUCAACAAGGCCAACUCCAAUGAGAUCGUGCUGGCGUCCACGCAUGACGUCCAGGAGGUGGAUGUGUCCACGCUGGUGGCUGCCCAGCCAUUCACUUGGAUAGGAGAGGACUUUGACAAAGAGUCCCGCAGCUCCGACGAUGUGGACUACCGCUCGUCUCACACCAACAUCGCCCAGGCCAGCAGCUCCCCCUUUGCCCCCCAACAGAUUGCCGUGUCCGCCUCCAUGCCCUGGCUGGGCAGCGGGCAGACCAGCAUGGGGGCCAGCGUGAUCAUGAAGAGGAACUUGAACAACGUGAAACGAAUGACCUCACACCCCAUUUAUCAGUAUUACAUGACGGGCGCUCAGGACGGCAGCGUGAGGAUGUUUGAGUGGAACAGACCCCAGCAGCUCAUUUGCUUCAGGCAGGCGGGCAACGCCAGGGUCACCCGCCUCUACUUCAACUCCCAGGGCAACAAGUGUGGCGUCGCAGACGGAGAGGGCUACCUCAGUCUCUGGCAAGUCAACCAGACUUCCUCCAACCCCAAGCCCUACCUGAGUUGGCAGUGCCACACGAAGGCCUGCGGUGACUUUGCCUUCAUCACCUCCUCAAGCCUCAUCGCCACGGCCGGCCAGUCCAACGACAACAAGAACGUGUGCCUGUGGGACACUCUGGUUUCUCCCAGCAACUCCAUGGUCCACGCCUUCCCGUGCCACGAGAACGGCGCCACGGUGCUGCAGUACGCGUCCAAGCACCAGCUGCUGAUCACGGGCGGUCGCAAGGGCUUUGUGUGCGUGUUCGACAUCCGCCAGCGGCAGCUGCUGCACACCUUCCAGGCGCACGACUCGGCCAUCAAGGCCCUGGCCCUGGACGCCUCCGAGGACUUUUUCGUCACCGGCUCCGCCGAGGGCAACAUGAAGGUUUGGAAGAUGGCGGGCCACGGGCUCAUGCACUCCUUCAGCACCGAGCACGCCAAGCAGUCCAUCUUCCGCAACAUCGGCGCCGGGGUCAUGCAGGUGGAGACGCGGCCGAGCAACCGCAUCUUCACCUGCGGCGCCGACGGCACGCUGAAGAUGCGCGUGCUGCCCGACCGCUACAACCUCCCCGGCAGCAUCUACGACGGCCUGUAGCUCUGCAGCCCCCCCCUCCUCCCCCACCCCCCACUAGCU